Molecule: messenger RNA, 1617 nt
Organism: Parnassius apollo (apollo)
Lineage: Eukaryota; Metazoa; Arthropoda; Insecta; Lepidoptera; Papilionidae
Source: the annotation of a GenBank genome assembly
AUGGCUCCAAAGGCUGGUGGUGACUCUGCGAAAGUUAAUUCAUCCGUUUAUAAGAACAAGAGUAAGCCCGCUGAUGUAAGGCUCAGCAAUAUAAACGCAGCAAAAGCCGUGUCAGAUGCUAUCCGCACAAGUUUGGGACCUCGUGGAAUGGACAAAAUGAUCCAAGCAGCCAAUGGAGAAGUAACAAUAACAAAUGAUGGUGCUACAAUUUUGAAACAAAUGAGUGUUAUCCACCCAGCUGCUAAAAUGUUGGUGGAAUUGUCUAGGGCACAGGACAUAGAAGCUGGAGAUGGUACAACCUCUGUUGUGGUGAUUGCUGGAGCUCUUUUGGAUGCUGCUGAGAAGCUUUUACAGAAAGGCAUUCAUCCAACAGUAAUAUCUGAUGGAUUCCAAAAAGCACUGCAAAUGGCACUACAGGUUGUGGAGAGUAUGUCAACUCCUGUUGAUCUUACUAAUGAAGAUGCGCUUCUCAAAGCAGCUGCCACUUCACUUAACUCCAAAGUUGUCUCUCAACAUUCUUCAAUUUUAGCACCCAUUGCAGUUCAAGCAAUUUGUGCAGUAAUGGAGCCCAUCACCGGAGGUGUGGGUGCCCGCGUGGAUUUACGUGACGUUAAAGUCAUAGAACGUAUCGGCGGAACUGUGGAAGAUACCGAGUUAAUUCAAGGACUUGUUAUACCACAUCGUUCUGCUAAUGUGAAUGGGCCACAUCGCAUUGAAAAGGCUAAAGUUGGACUUAUCCAGUUUUGUAUUUCACCACCAAAAACUGAUAUGGAUCACAAUGUGAUUGUGUCAGAUUAUGCUGCCAUGGACCGUGUCUUGAAAGAAGAACGCCAGUAUAUUCUAAAUAUAGUCAAACAAAUCAAGAAGGCAGGCUGCAAUGUCCUUUUGGUUCAAAAAUCAAUUUUGCGGGAUGCGCUAAGUGAUUUAGCUAUACACUUUUUAGACAAAAUCAAAACGAUGGUCAUCAAGGACAUCGAGCGCGAAGAUAUCGAAUUUGUCUGCAAAACGUUAGGUUGCCGUCCAAUUGCUUCACUCGAUCAUUUCACAGCAGAAAAUUUGGUUAAUGUUGAUUUAGUGGAAGAGGUUAAUGAACCCAGUGGAAGGUACAUUAAGAUGACUGGUUGCGGUAACGGCGGGCGCACGGUGUCGGUGCUGGUGCGCGGCACGAGCGGCGCGGUGGUAGCGGAGGCGGCGCGCUCGCUGCACGACGCGCUGUGCGUGGUGCGCUGCGUGGCGCGCCGGCCCGCGCUUCUACCCGGCGGAGGCGCGCCCGAGGCCGCCGCCUCCGCCGCCCUCGCGCGCGCCGCCAUCGCCGCCCCCGGCGCCGACCACUACUGCCUGCGUGCCUUCGCUGAUGCACUUGAAGUUAUCCCAUCUACACUCGCUGAAAAUGCAGGAUUGAAUCCCAUCGAGACUGUGACGGAACUUCGCGCGGCGCACGCGGGUGCGGCGGCAGGCUGCGGCGCCGGCGUCAACGUGCGGCGCGGCCGCGUCACCGACAUGCGCCAGGAGCACGUGCUACAGCCGCUGCACGUCACCGCCUCGGCGCUCGCCCUCGCCACCGAGACCGUGCGCACCAUACUCAAGAUCGACGACAUCGUAAAUACUGUAAACUGA